Messenger RNA from Clarias gariepinus (North African catfish), 2239 nucleotides. Its product is annotated as tripartite motif-containing protein 16-like. The record is from RefSeq and is a predicted model, not a curated record. NCBI's taxonomy places the organism in Eukaryota, Metazoa, Chordata, Actinopteri, Siluriformes, Clariidae. Gene Ontology annotation, molecular function: zinc ion binding; protein binding. The transcript has 6 exons. The coding region runs from base 93 to 1778 and encodes 561 amino acids.
CCCUCUCUCCACUUCACUAUCUCUGUUGCUGUCUGUCUUUCUUUCUGUCUGUCUGUCUCAUUUGCUUGCUCUCAGUGUGUGAGAACAGGAAAAUGGCUGAGGCUAGUAUUUCAGUAAAUCAGCAACAAUUCAGCUGUCCAGUGUGUCUGGAUCUUCUGAAGGAUCCGGUGACUCUCCCCUGCAGUCACAGUUUCUGUAAGGUUUGUAUUAAUUACUGCUGGGAUCAGGAGGAUAAGAGUGGAGUUUAUAGCUGUCCUCAGUGCAAAGACACUUUCACUCCAAGGCCUGUUCUACACAGAAACAACAUGCUGGCUGAAGUGGUGGAGAAACUGAAGAAGAAGACUGAAGUCCAAGCUGCUUCUCCUGCUGACUCGGACAUUGGACCUGAAGAUGUGGAGUGUGACUUUUUCACGGGAAAAAAACACAAGGCCGUCAAAUCUUGUCUAAUGUGUCUGGCCUUCUUUUGUGAAACUCAUUUAAAACAUCACUAUGAAAUUCAUGGAUUUAAAAAGCAGAUGUUAAUUGAAGCUACAAAAAAUCUGCAAGAAAAACUCUGCUCUGAGCAUGAUAAAGUGAUGGAGAUCUACUGUUGGACUGAUAAAAGAUUCAUCUGUUGUUUGUGUUUAAUGGAUGAACACAAAGGUCAUGAAACGGUCUCGGGUGCAUCAGUGAGAGCUGAAAAACAGAGUGAGAUAAAGAGGGAGCAGAUGAAAUCCCAGCAGAGAAUCCAGGAGAAGCAGAAGAAGGUGCAGGAGCUGAAACAGGCUGUGAACACUAUAAAGCUGACUGCACAGACAACAUUUGAGGACAGUCAACGGAUCUUCAAUGAGCUUUACUCGGAGGUGACGGAGCUGAUCAAAGCUCAGGAGAAGUCUAAACUGAAUCAAGCUGAACAACUCCAAGAACAACUGGAGCAGGAGAUUGCUGAUCUUCAGAGCAAAGUCACUAAGAUGGAUCAGCUUUCGCACACACACGAUCACAUCCAGUUUCUCCAGGAAAUAAAGUCUCCAGUCUCUGACCACCCAACUGCUAAAUCAACUUGUCAGACUGAUCUCACUACGAACUCACGCAGGAUCAAUCUCAGUCAACAACUUUCGUUUGAUGGAAUGAGGAAAUCUCUUACAGGUCUGGAAAAGAGAUUUGAGGAAUUCUCUCAGGAGGAAUUCAUAGAAAUCCCUGGAAUUGUCAAGGACAAUCAGGAGUCAAAAAGCAGAGACAAGUUUCUGAAAUAUUUCUGUGAUCUGACUCUGGAUCCCAACACAGUAAAUUAUAACCUCAUUCUGUCUGAGAAGAACAGAGCGGUGACGUACAGUGAGACAGAGCAGACGUACUCUGAUCAUCCAGAGAGAUUUGACCUUAGGCAGGUGUUGAGUAAGGAGAGUGUGUGUGGACGCUGUUACUGGGAGGUGGAGUGGAGCGGUGAUGGGGGUGUGUUCAUAUCAGUCUCAUAUAAAGGCAUCAGCAGGAAAGGGCUGGGUAACAAAUGUUUGUUUGGUAACAACAAACUGUCCUGGAGUCUGCAGUGCUCUUCCUCUUCUCUCUGUUUCUGUCACAACAACAUUAGGACUGAUCUCAGAGCUCCAUCAUCCUCCAGAAUAGGAGUGUAUGUGGAUCACAGUGCAGGAACUCUGUCCUUCUACAGCGUCUCUGACACGAUGAAGCUCCUCCACAGAGUCCACACCACAUUCACUCAGCCUCUGUACGCUGGGUUCUGGCUCUACUCCAAUGUUUGGUGCAAAAUAACACCAACUGUGAAGUUGUGUGCACCUGAAAAAUAGAGUCGGUGGUGUUUUUAUGUACAGUGAUCUAUCUAUUAGUAAACAUCAUGCACAUUUCCUCGCUGACACUCAAUUGCACAAAAAAAGUACCAGAAAUGAUCAAAUCAAUAAUAUUGGAAUAGUAAAACCGAAUGUUUUGGCAGUAACACAAAAAAACUCUACUGAUUUCUGAAAUUAGUGCAUCAAAAUUUCUAAACUGUUUAUAAAGUCUGUAUUUAUUGUUAUUUUUAGUCUGAAAAUAUAAUAAUUUGUAAUAUAGUAAUAUCACUUUAGUCAAAAUUUCGAACAGUCUCUCUUAUAAUAUGUAAAUACAGCCGAACAUGGGUUAUUUUCAUGUGAUAUGUGCGCUUUCCAAUGUGUAGUUUUCAUUUCAUAUCCUCCUGUGUGCAAAGAGCACACUACGUACUGAAGUGUCUGAAAGAAACUGUAAAUCUGUGGAAUAUAUGGAUGUUAUGCACUGA